AUAUUGUACUUGUAUACAGAUAAGGAAAAGAAGAAAAAGAUAUUCAGAUUAAUUGCCAGUUUAUUUGAUAUACAAAUUAUACCAACUCAGAAAUGCAGUGUAAUAAAUGCAGUCUCAACCAACUCCCUCGUUUAGCUAUAUCCAGCAAUAAUCACUCAGUCGGUAUGUUCCACAGCAAUAUCUUAUCUCCUCUGUGAAAAAUCAUCAUCUUCUUCCUCCUCUUAUUCUUUGCCUUACGCAAUAACUGCAGUGAGAAAUAUUCAAGACAGAGCUAAAAGUAGUACUUAGUAGAAACACAGGUCCCAAAGGUUGCUUUACUAAGCAAGAUAAGGCAAGAAGCAAGGUCAUAGCAGUUGCACGAAAAGUCGUCACACCUUAGCAUAACUGUUUUCUUGCUCAUUAGCGCUGUUUUCUGAAAGAGGAGGCGGAGCUUGAAGUAUUUAGCAUGAUGAACAACGAGACCAUUUUUCAGGCAUCGAUGAGCUGCUUGGCAGCAAUUAUAGUGUUGAUUGGUCUCUGCACUCGGUCUUUCUACAAGAUGGUGGCAACAUACUUGUUUGGAAUGCUGGCUAUAUGUGGUGUUAUUUUACCUGAUUGGGAAUUCUUUGACCGUAGUGUCUCACAUUGGUGCACCCCUGUCACUGUGAAUGACUUCACCAACAAAUCUCCCGGGCCCUUCACUUCUACCAGGUUUAAAUUCUACCCAGUCAGAUCGGUGGUUUACGCAAUAGUUUAUGGAUUCGGUCUUUACAGGUGGUGGAUUUAUAUAUCAAGCUAAAAAUGAAAGCAAGCAGUAAUGAAUUGUCAUUGUAGCAGUUGUGGCAUACUGCAUCAUAUAUUAACUCAGAAAUCGUCUAUGUCCGUCUUACUGUAUUAUGUGUGUGUGUGCGUACGCAUCUUUGCCAGUGUGUGUAUGAUAAGCAUCAUAUGAUCAAAAUACUGCAAGUUCAUCGCUACAGAAAUAUUUGCAUUUCAUCCAAAGAAAAGAUAUGUGAGAUUUGCAUUCAUAUUUUUCAAUUUAUUCUGUAUGCUACAUUAUGAAAGUGCUAGGAAACUAGUAGUAUCUUUUGAAGUUUGAA
This is a messenger RNA of Nicotiana attenuata, 1079 nucleotides long. Its product is annotated as signal peptidase complex-like protein DTM1. The transcript is spliced from 2 exons. Gene Ontology annotation, biological process: anther wall tapetum development. Gene Ontology annotation, cellular component: signal peptidase complex; endoplasmic reticulum membrane. The record is from RefSeq and is a predicted model, not a curated record. The coding region runs from base 446 to 778 and encodes 110 amino acids. NCBI's taxonomy places the organism in Eukaryota, Viridiplantae, Streptophyta, Magnoliopsida, Solanales, Solanaceae.